AUGGGAGACUGGAACCUGUUAGGCAAGCUGCUGGAGAGCGCGCAGGAGCACUCCACCGUGGUGGGCAAAGUAUGGCUGACGGUCCUGUUCAUCUUCCGUAUCCUGGUGCUGGGGUCGGCGGCGGAGAAGGUGUGGGGAGACGAGCAGUCGGGCUUCACUUGCGACACCAAGCAGCCCGGUUGUCAGAACGUGUGCUACGACAAGACCUUCCCCAUCUCCCACAUCCGCUUUUGGGUGAUGCAGAUCAUCUUUGUGUCAACGCCCACUCUCAUUUACCUGGGCCACAUCCUCCAUCUGGUGCGCAUGGAGGAGAAGUUGAAAGAGAAGGAGAAAGAACUGGCUCUGCAGAGCGAAAAGCAGCAGGAGACCCUCGGCAGUGGGGCCAAAAAGCCCGUCAAGCCCAUCAAAGACAACCAAGGUCACGUCCACUUAAGGGGAGCCCUACUUCGGACUUACGUCUUCAGCAUUGUCUUCAAGACUCUUUUCGAAGUGGCUUUCAUCGUCGCGCAGUACUUCUUGUACGGUUUUGAGCUCAAGCCAAUGUACACGUGCGACCGUUGGCCCUGCCCCAACGUGGUCAACUGCUACAUUUCCAGACCCACUGAGAAGACGGUCUUCAUCCUCUUCAUGCUGGCCGUGGCCUGCGUUUCUCUGCUGCUCAACCUGGUAGAAAUGUAUCAUCUGGGCUUCACCAAAUGCCACCAGGGCCUACGUUACAGACGUUCGAAAGCAGUCAAAGACCCCGUGAAAGCCGUCAUCCCGUUCGUCCCGGACUACGGCUAUUUCCCGGGGCGUCCCGCGGGACCCGAGCCCUUUCCGGUGGUCGCCCGGUCGGAUCCUCCCUACAGCCCGUACAGCAGCAAAGUGAUGUACAAGCAGAACAGAGACAACAUGGCCGCAGAGAGGAAAAGUAAAAGUGACGGAGAAGAGAGGUUGCCCACGGAAAGCCAGCGGAAAAGCAGCCAGUCCAGCAAAAUCAGCAACAACAGGAGUAGGAUAGAUGACCUGAGAGUAUAG
This is a messenger RNA of Nerophis lumbriciformis (worm pipefish), 1017 nucleotides long. The record is from RefSeq and is a predicted model, not a curated record. Lineage: Eukaryota; Metazoa; Chordata; Actinopteri; Syngnathiformes; Syngnathidae.